UCCGGGGCGGCAGGGGGCGCUGCUCUCACACUGACGCAGCUGUGCACGCGCUCAGCCGCACGUGGGACUCAGACCCGGAUCAGAACUGGACCAGGACCAAGACCAGGACCAAGACCGGGACCAAGACCGGGACCAAGACCGGGACCAGGACCAAGACCGGGACCAGGACCCGCCGUAGACCCCGAGCAGAAUUGACCCGAGACCCGAGACCACCGGGACAUGGAAGGGUCCAACAGGAAGUCCGCGGCGAUGACAGGAAGUGCUCGCAAAAUAAAAGACAACGCAGCGGAUUUUCACAAUAUCAUCGUCCGCUGGGAAAAACUGAACGACGAAGGAUUUGAAAUCUGCACAAGACUCACCGACAAGAGGACUCGGUGUGGCUCGGACUCGGUGGUCGGUGGAGACUCGGUGUUGUUCCGUUCUGUUCCUGUUGGAGGCGCUGAGGAGCUGCAGGUCGAGUGCAGCAAACUCCAGGACGUCGUGAACAAGAUGUCCAGUUUGGUUCUGAAGUUGGACCGGUUGUUGGACUCUCACUCUGGACUCUUGGAUCUGGACCAGUUCAGGACCCAAGGCCAGACCCUGCCCCUGUUCCAGACCUGGACCACAGCAGACUUUGAGUUUUGGGCGAGUUCGGUCCGGUCCUGGUUCAGGUCUGAGUUGGACCUGAAGACCCUGAUCCUCCAGGACUUGGCCCACUGCGAGAGUCCGGACAUGAUCCUGGUCUACCUGAGUCUGUGGCUCCACCAGCCCCACAUCCCGGUCCAGACCAGACUCGGACUCGAGGCACUUCUACUGGAGACCGGCCACCGGGACCUCAGAGACCGAGACCUCAGAGACCGAGACCGGGACCUCAGAGACCGAGACCUCAGAGACCGAGACCGGGACCUCAGAGACCGAGACCUCAGAGACCGAGUCCUGGUCUGGUCCCGGUUUAGUCUGAGCUGGUGA
This is a messenger RNA of Boleophthalmus pectinirostris (great blue-spotted mudskipper), 948 nucleotides long. It is a transcript of the gene cinp, whose product is annotated as cyclin-dependent kinase 2 interacting protein. The record is from RefSeq and is a predicted model, not a curated record. NCBI's taxonomy places the organism in Eukaryota, Metazoa, Chordata, Actinopteri, Gobiiformes, Gobiidae. Bases 220 to 948 code for a protein of 242 amino acids. The transcript is spliced from 6 exons.